AUGAUUGAUGACAUAUUUAAGGAGGUGGGACAGGGAGAAACUACUGUGUCCCCUAUUAUUCAACAGGCAAACCAACAUAGACUGAACAUUGUGCACCAGUACGUUCCAGCCAAGGGGGAGAGUGUGAUCGGCAUCGUACCUGCCAAGUCAGGUGACAUCUUCAAGGUGGAUUUAGAGGGGAGUGAGCAAGUGUCACUCUCCUACCUGGCCUUCGAGGGGGCUACCAAGAGGAAUAGACCUAAUGCGCAGGUGGGGGACCAGGUGUGCUCCCAGUUUAUCAUUGCCAACAAAGACAUGUGUCUAGACAGCUGUGGACGAGCCAAUGGGGAUGGGGGUGUUUGGAGCCAGCAGGCUUCUCUUCAAGGUAUCCCUGAGACUUGUACACAGAGUGUGAUAGCCAAGGACCUGGAAAAAUAUGUCCCCUUUGAGAUGGUGGUGGGGAUGAACGGGCACGUGUGGGUCAAGGCCAAGACCAUCCAGCAGACCCUCAUCGUAGCCAACCCGCUGAAGAGCUGUGAGAACAUGACGGCCCAGCAGGAUGGGAGGAUGGCCGACGGAUCCUUUUAG
Messenger RNA from Coregonus clupeaformis (lake whitefish), 567 nucleotides. RefSeq names its product exosome complex component RRP40-like. Gene Ontology annotation, cellular component: cytoplasmic exosome (RNase complex); nuclear exosome (RNase complex). Lineage: Eukaryota; Metazoa; Chordata; Actinopteri; Salmoniformes; Salmonidae. The record is from RefSeq and is a predicted model, not a curated record. The transcript is spliced from 4 exons. Gene Ontology annotation, biological process: CUT catabolic process; poly(A)-dependent snoRNA 3'-end processing; exonucleolytic trimming to generate mature 3'-end of 5.8S rRNA from tricistronic rRNA transcript (SSU-rRNA, 5.8S rRNA, LSU-rRNA). The coding region runs from base 1 to 567 and encodes 188 amino acids. Gene Ontology annotation, molecular function: RNA binding.